AUGUCGAGAUUCGUUUUGGUCACGGGCGCAACAGGCUUCAUCGGCGCCCAUAUUGUCGAUGCUUUGCUCUCACGCGGAAUUCGAGUGCGAGGAGCAACACGGUCGCGCCAAAAGGCUGAUAUUAUGAUAAAGGCCCGCCCGCAAUUUUCGCACUUGCUUGAAUUCGUUCAGAUUGGUGAUUUCGAGACUCGAAUCCCCGAGGGCUUGGUGGCUGCGGUUGAAGGGGUGGAUGGGAUCAUUCAUACUGCCAGUCCAUUUACCUAUGAUACAACCAACAACGAGCGAGAGCUCAUUAUUCCUGCAAUCAAUGGCGCCAUUGCAAUUCUAGAGGCUGCGAGAACAAACCCUCAAAUUCGACGCAUCGUCAUAACUUCUUCUUUUGCUUCCGUACUCGAUAUCAAUCGCAAAGGGUCAUAUUUUACUUAUACCGGUGCUGAUUGGAAUCCUCUCACUUAUGAAGAGUCCAUUGACCCCGCCACGAGUGCAGUUGUUGCCUAUAGAGGCUCCAAAAAGUAUGCGGAACUGGAAGCGUGGAAAUACAUUCAGGAACAUAACCCUGAUUUCGACAUUGUUGCUCUGUGUCCUCCAAUGACAUUUGGCCCUGUGGUACACCCCGUCGACCGCGUAAGCAAGCUAAAUGAAUCCAACGCGAUGCUAUGGAAGAUCGCAAGUGGUGUCAGCCCUCUUCCUGUUUCUCGGGUGCCGUUUUGGAUCGAUGUCCGUGACCUUGCAACAGCUCAUGUGAAAGCACUCAUUUCCAUCAAUGCAGGUGGGAAGAGAUAUAUCCCAGCCUCUCCAGAAAGAUUUUCUUAUGGGAUUGCUGCACGGGUAAUAUCAGAUGCGUUGCCAGAUCUAAAGGAGCGGGUGACCCAGGAGGAUCAGGUUAUUGACGAAAGCUGUGGGGUGGAUGGAGAAACCGCUUCUAAAGAUCUUGGUUUCACAUAUCGUGCUUUUGAGGAUACCGUGAGGGACUUGAUAAACCAAGCCGUACUCCUCAACAAGCCCUAG
Penicillium waksmanii is the source of this 1008-nucleotide messenger RNA. RefSeq lists its product as uncharacterized. NCBI's taxonomy places the organism in Eukaryota, Fungi, Ascomycota, Eurotiomycetes, Eurotiales, Aspergillaceae. The coding region runs from base 1 to 1008 and encodes 335 amino acids. Gene Ontology annotation, molecular function: oxidoreductase activity, acting on the CH-OH group of donors, NAD or NADP as acceptor. The record is from RefSeq and is a predicted model, not a curated record. The transcript has 2 exons.